UAGAGCGUCGUGCUAAUAACGCGAAGGUCGUGGGUUCGAUCCCCCCAUGGGCCAUUCUUUUACUACAUCCAGCUAUGUUUACAUGUUUUCCCUGCAGAGAAAACAAUUUUACGCUACUUAGAGAAUUUUAAUUCAUCAUUACUCUCACCCGGCACGUUGUCAACGAAAGCGAACCGAAGAAAUACGAAAACGAAGGGUAGGCAGCACGAGCACGACGGCAGGGACCGCAGUCGCAACAAGAAAGAAUCCCCGUCAGAAUGGCCUCACUCCGAAACGAAGUCUUGAGGCUGUAUAAGUCGCUUCUACGGGAAGGGAGCAAGUUUUCGAACUAUAAUUUCAGAAUGUAUGCUCUUCGCAAGGUGAGAGACGAAUUUAAAGAACACAAACUGGAAACCGAUCCCAAGAAAAUUGAGGCUUUUCUAACAUUUGGGAAAGAAAACCUCGACGUUGUUAAACGCCAGGUGAUGGUCGCGAAUCUAUAUCGAACAGAUAAUCUCGUGAUAGAAAGGAAGACUGUUUAGUUUAUGUUAAUAAGUACAUUUUGCACCUACCUCAUUUGUGUUUAAGCUGAGAGCAUUUUUUAUUGGCUAGACCUAGUUCUGUUGGUUUUCUAAAUUUGCUACGCUCAUUGGAUUCUUUGCACAAGUAUUGUCUACAAUUUUUCCUUCAUGUAAGUGUGAAAGUAAUAUGGAAACAAGGCCAUAACUGUGAUACAGAUGUGCGUAUUUGUUUGAAUUGUCAUAAAUCUUUUAGUUCUAGAUAAGUGUUUUCUUUUUAAAAUUAUAGAUAUCUAGAUGAGUA
Frankliniella occidentalis (western flower thrips) is the source of this 801-nucleotide messenger RNA. Its product is annotated as LYR motif-containing protein 4-like. The record is from RefSeq and is a predicted model, not a curated record. The transcript has 3 exons. NCBI's taxonomy places the organism in Eukaryota, Metazoa, Arthropoda, Insecta, Thysanoptera, Thripidae. Gene Ontology annotation, biological process: iron-sulfur cluster assembly. The coding region runs from base 258 to 521 and encodes 87 amino acids. Gene Ontology annotation, cellular component: mitochondrion; L-cysteine desulfurase complex.